Cricetulus griseus (Chinese hamster) is the source of this 3389-nucleotide messenger RNA. NCBI's taxonomy places the organism in Eukaryota, Metazoa, Chordata, Mammalia, Rodentia, Cricetidae. The record is from RefSeq and is a predicted model, not a curated record.
UGCUUCCCGCCGUCCUCCCUGUCCCUUCCAGUCCCACGAAAGGGGUGGACCCGGCCGGGGCAGCGCCUCCGAGGCAGGAUGUUCACGUCUAAGUCCAACUCCGUGUCGCCGUCGCCAUCCCUGGAGCAGGCCGACGCGGACGCGCUGGACAUCAGCACCAAAGUGCAGCUCUACGGGGUUCUGUGGAAGCGACCGUUCGGGAGAUCGUCGGCCAAGUGGUCCCGGCGGUUUUUUAUCAUCAAAGAAAGCUUUCUUCUUUACUACUCUGAAAGUGAAAAAAAGAGCUUUGAAACCAAUAAAUACUUCAAUAUACAUCCUAAGGGUGUCAUCCCACUGGGCGGCUGCCUGGUGGAGGCCAGAGAAGAGCCCAGCAUGCCCUAUGCCAUGAAGAUCUCACACCAGGAUUUCCAUGGAAAUGUCUUGUUGGCUGCUGAGUCUGAGUUUGAGCAGACACAAUGGCUCGAGAUGCUGCAGGAGUCUGGGAAGGUGACCUGGAAAAAUGCCCAACUAGGAGAAGCUAUGAUCAAAAGCCUGGAGGCACAGGGGCUACAGCUGGCAAAGGAAAAGCAGGAAUAUUUAGACAAGCUGAUGGAGGAGACAGAAGAACUAUGCCUGCAGAGGGAGCAGAGAGAGGAGCUUGAGCGGCUGAACCAGGUGCUGGAGGCUGAGAAGCAGCAGUUCGAGGAGGUGGUGCAAGAGCUCAGAGUGGAGCAAGAGCAGAUCAAGAGGGAGCUAGAACUCACUGCAAGAUGCCUCAAGGGUGUGGAGCAAGAGAAGAAGGAGCUGAGGCAUCUCACAGAAUCCUUACAGCACACACUGGAGGAACUCUCCAUAGAGAAGAAGAAGACCCUAGAGAUGCUGGAGGAAGAUAAGAACCAGCCACAGCCAUUGACCAAUGAGAGUGAGCAGCCACUUGCCAGUGAUGGUCUCCAUAGCAACCUCAGGCAGAUCGAAGAGCGGAUGCAGGAACUUUUGGCAGAGAAGCUUCUGGCAGAGAAGCGGAUGAAGGAGAACGAAGAGCGCUCACGGGCCCUGGAGGAGGAACGGGAGUUCUACUCAAGCCAGUCUCAAGCCCUGCAGAACUCCCUUCAGGAGCUGACCGCAGAGAAGCAGCAGGCUGAACGGGAGCUCAAGGCUGAAGUGAAGGUACGCAUGGACCUGGAGAGACGACUCCGGGAGGCAGAGGCAGCCUUGCGGAGCCUGGAACAAGGGCUCAAUUCCAAGGUUCGGAACAAGGAGAAGGAAGAGAGGAUGCGGGCUGACGUGAGCCACCUGAAAAAGUUCUUCGAGGAGUGCAUCCGGAAUGCGGAGCUGGAGGCCAAGAUGCCGGUCAUCAUGAAGAACUCCGUGUACAUCCAUAAGGCGGCCACUCGCCGCAUCAAGAGCUGCCGUUUCCACCGUCGCCGGUCCAGUACUUCCUGGAAUGACAUGAAGCCAUCCCAGUCCUUCAUGACCUCCCAGCUAGAAGCCAACAACAUAGAAGAGCUGAAGGAGGUGGCCACGCGGCUAAGCCGAGACCAGCGCUUCCGGGAAUCCAUCUACCACAUCAUGGCCGCCCAGCCUGGGGCUUCUGCGCUCCCCCGGGGUGGAAAGUGAUGGGAAUUCCUCUCCCAGCUCCCAUCAGGGAGGCCUGAUUCCCCUUGGCUCCUUUCCAUCAGAGUACCACUAUGGGGAGGGGUACCCUCAUUCUCAAAGGAAGUGGGCGAUACAUCCCUCAGCUUCACCGGGAACCCUGACCUUGGAGACCAGAAGAGAGUAUUGGAGCCCCUGGAACUGGAGUUAUGGACGGCUGUGAGCCUCUAUGUGGGUUCUGGGAUUGAAUCUGGGUCCUCUGGGAGAGUCACAAGUGCUCUUAACCACUGAGCCAUCUCUCCAGGCCUGAACCCUGACUUUGGGUCUACACUAAGUAGGUGGGUCCACACUGAGUACUACCUGGUUGUGGUGAUGAGGCCUGGCCAUGUGUGGUAUCUGUUGGUCAGGAAGAGAACAUGCCUAUUUCACAAGGGCAGGCACUGGCUGAGGACUGAAAAACUUUCCUGGUACCCUCCAUACCUAUCUGUGCUGCUGCUCUGUCUUUAACCACAGAACACCCCCUAACUCUCUCUUUACCCCUGUUCCUCCUAUACAAGUGACCUCUCUCACUUACUCCAUGCCCCUGGAGAGGGAAGAGCAGGUCCUAAGACACAACCCGAGGUUCAUAGUAUCCUAUUUCCUGGCAGCUGCCCUGGCUAUAGGGCCACCCAGGCCUCCCCUCCUAUUUGCAAGUGAGCUUCUCCAUAUACAGCCUCAACAACCUGCUAAAGGGAGCAGGAGAAGUGUGAUCACACCCCAUCCUUUCCCAGCCCUGAUUGGGAGCUCUCAACCCUGGGGCUUUCCCAAAGUAUACACAGCAGGAUCAGGAGUGAAGAAGCCAAGCCUCCUAUAUUAUCCACAGUCCCGAAGAGCUGGAGCUGCUUCAGGCUCUUGUGAGUCUGCUGCUUGGAGGUCAUAGAGAGGCCUGUCCCCUUCCCAGCUGUCUCACCUUGUUGUCUCCUCUCCCUGAAGCAGCUUCAACUCAGUGAACAAAUGCAGCCAUGAGCCCACCACAUGGGGAGCCAGUAGCCACUGGUUGGUUCAGUGUUGUUGUCAUAGCAACACGGUAACACUGCAGAUUUUGUGGAAGACCACUGCUUUUCAGGAGGCCAAGGACUGUGGAACGUGUUCCUCAUCCGUGGCAGUCUUCUGGGCUCAGAAGCUGCUGUGUCUAUCAUUCUCUCCAAACAAGACUGGGAGAGGGGUGGAGAUGUGGUUCGGUGGUGAAGAACACUUGAUUCUCUUACAGAGGACCCAGAUUUGGUUCCCAGCACCCACAUGGUGCCUCACAACCAUCUGUAAUUCCAUUGCCAGGAGAUGCAGCACCCUCUUCUGACCUCCACAUGGUGCAUGUACCUACAUACAGACAAGACAUUCAUACACAUACAAUAAAUCUUUACAAACUGUUUAAAAGGGGCUGGGUGCUGAGACACUGGUGGAACUAAGGUGUCCUUUUUUUUUGUCCUUCAGAAGACUUAAGUGUUCUGAGGGAGGGACAGGAGGAGCAGCCCCUGGGGAGCACCCUUGCCCAGGCCCAGGCUACCCUGUUCUCAGUGGUCCCUUCUUGGUAGGGGUGGUCUCAGGUAGGGUGCUUUGGGAUCAAUGCAUUUGAAUGUAAAUAUAAAGCUUUUAAAUGUGUAUAAACGUGCAUAAACCUGGAGCUUGUCUAUAUGAUAUGUAUGUGGAGUGGAUUUUGAAAUGAAGAGUUAUAAAACCAAGAUUACAGGUUUUGUUUGUUUUUAAGGAAUUAGUAAUGGCUUGCUCUUGGGGAAAAUAUCAAAUGCAUUUGGUUUUCCUGGGCAAGCUAAUAACCAGCA